This is a messenger RNA of Sesamum indicum (sesame), 1314 nucleotides long. Lineage: Eukaryota; Viridiplantae; Streptophyta; Magnoliopsida; Lamiales; Pedaliaceae. The record is from RefSeq and is a predicted model, not a curated record.
CUGAAUUACGAGAAGCUGAGCUGGACGGAGACACUGAAUUAUUGAUAGGACCCCCGCCUCCUGCUGUGGUCACGGAAGCUGAAUCUGCCAAUGAAGCAGAACGUUUCGAGGAGAUUACAAGAAUAAUUGGUGCUGAGGAAGAUAGUCCAUAUGAUAUUCUCGGAGUCAACAAAAAUAUGUCUCCUGAAAACAUGAAAAAAAGGUAUUGGAAGUUGUCGCUGAUGGUUCACCCAGACAAAUGCUCUCACCCUCAAGCUCACCAAGCAUUUGUUAAGUUGAACAAAGCAUUUAAGGAUUUACAAGAUCCUGAUAAGGUGAGUGUUGGGACAUUUUCUUGCUCUGUUUCGAAGUUUGAAAUGUUUCCUGCUUGUUGCCAUACUAAUAAAUGGUUUGAUUCGUAUUCUGGACGAUUCAGACUGUGGCGAAGAGAUAUACUUCACAUAAUAAAUAUUCCUCUGUGUUACAUCUGUGACUUGUCUGAAUAUCUGGUGAAGAAAAUUGUCAGUAGUCAUAGAGUUAAAGAAUUUAUGCUUUUCACUUCAGAAUUUACAAAGAUUUCAGCACGGGAAAAUUUCAUAUGACAGAAGUUAGCUUUUGUCAUCUUUGCUAGUCCUAAAAUCUUUAAUAUUAAAUAAGGAAAUAAAACAGGAGACUAGUUACUAAUUAUUAGUUGGAUUAAUUAUGAGAAUCAGAGCUAGUUUGAACUGAAAUAAAGGUUCUUGAAUAAUCCAUCAGCAUGGUUUAACUUUUGUCCUUAGUGAAUAUGGUUAUGUCAACUUUACAUGGAAACAAAAUGUGAGAACCUCUCUUGUUUCAUUGGAAUUGUAUAUUCACCUCCUUUUGGAGCCAUAGUAACCUUUGUUUUUCUACUAUUAUCUAUAUUACCAAUCAGGUUCGCCUUUCUCCUAUCUUAAUAUAUAUGGUUUCACUGUAAUGUAAGUGCCAUUCGACCACUCUCUUUUACUUCUAUUUUAGCUUGAGUUUAAUAAUCUUCUUAAAUCAUUAGAAGCUUGCAAAUUGAUCAGCAAUAUUCUUUUCUUAAGUGCAUUUCGGAGAGGUUUCUUGAAUUUGAAGUAUUUUCGCUGUUUCUUAUGUCUGCAUCGAAAUAUUCUUGUUUAUGAUGUAUCAUUGGUAUAUUGGUUAUGCCCUUCCACUGGAGUAUUCUAUGAGCUACGGUUUGAGUCAUAGGUUUGCACUGUGGCACCCAAUGAUUUUCCCUGUACUUUUCUCAUAUCCUAGUUUCUUUCACAAUUCUGUCCUAAUGCAUAUUACAGGAUAUGGAGGCAAUAUCUGAUUUUGUUUGCCCAUAACACA